CACCAUACCGUUGCCGGCCUCCUCGUCCUCUCCCCCUUCUUCCUCCUCCUCCCCUCGAAACCAUUUCAAUUUUUCAAAUCAAAUCCAAUCCUCCUCCUCCAGAUCUCUCCACCCCACCUCCGCCUCCCAUGUCCGCCUCCUCGCGCUUCGAUCUCCGGGCCUCGUCGCACCCGCACCAGCACGCCAUCGGAGGCGGAGGCGGAGGCGGAGGCAUGAGUGACGGUGGCGGUGGCGCGGCGGCGGCGUUCGCGGACGCGGGGAACCUCGAGCACUGCGCCAGGUACCUCAACCAGACGCUCGUCACCUUCGGCUUCCCGGCCUCGCUCGAUCUCUUCGCCACCGACCCCGUAUCGAUUGCGAGAACGUGCAACUGCAUCUAUGCUCUUCUUCAGCAGCGGCAGCGUGAUAUUGAGUUCCGGGAGUCUACCAAUGAUCUGCGUCAGCGUAUGCAGUCUGAUAUUUCUAGAUUAGAAGCCAAGAUUGAAAGAAUGGAUGCUCAAUUAGCUGCAAAAGAUCGCGAGCUGGCCACAUUGACUAGAACGGAGGCCAAAAACACUGCAACUUUGAAGGCUCAGAUUGACAAGCUGCAACAGGAACGCGAUGAGUUCCAAAAAAUGGUUAUUGGCAAUCAGCAAGUACGUACCCAGCAAAUUCAUGAAAUGAAGAAAAAAGAGAAAGAAUACAUCAAAUUGCAGGAGAAGUUAAACCAGGUAUUAAUGGAGAAAAAGAAGGAAUCAUCACGUUCAGGAAUGGAAAUAAUGAACUUGUUGCAGAAAGAAGGACGGCAGCGUGGAACUUGGAGUGGAAAAAAGAAUGACAAUGAUUAUUACAAAAUGAUUGUUGAUGCCUAUGAGGUAAAGAAGCAAGAGUUGAUGCAAGAAAAUGCUGAUUUGCGAGCACUAUUGCGUUCGAUGCAGAUGGAUAUGCGCGAGUUCCUCAAUGCUCCAAAUGGAGUUCCACAGCCAGCUGUUGUGGGCAAUGGACGACAGGAGGCAGGAUCUCCUCAGUCUCCACUUGGUGGCAAGACGGAUGUCUUUGAUUUGCCCUUUCACAUGGCUAGAGACCAGAUUGAAGAGAGUUUGCGCACUAAAAUGGCUUCCAUAAAGGCCCGAAUGACACAACUUCAAGAUGCCCAAAAGGGUGCAGAAGUGACAUCAGAAGCUACCGAGCGGGAACUUGAACUUGAAGCUCAACUAGUUGAAGCUAGAAGCAUUAUCCAGGAGCAGGCAUCCCUCAUGUCCAAGCACUUUACGAAGUCUGAUAAACCAAGGAGGUUGAGUGGAUUGGAUGCUGAGCGUGAGGCGGUUGCAGCUCAGGAGGUGUAAAUUAUGUUUGUGUCGACCUUCACAGGCUUCAGCUAUCCAAGGCACGUCACGAUGCCAACCUUUCAUCGAGGUCUCAUGUGUUUAGUAACCACCAAGCUUCCUCCUUGGUAAACCUGUUGUUGCCAUGGUAGCAUGACUUCUAGGCGUUCUCUGUGUAGUAUUAUGUGCAGGAGCAUCUCCUCCGCUGUUGCUAACUGCCUGCCUCUGACUGUUACAUGUAUCGCACUUCUACUGUUAGGGAGAACAGAUCAAUGUAGCUAUUAUGGCCUACGAAAUAGGCAUCAAUACCUUACUUACAGAAUUGUUAUUCCCUUCUUUCAAAUGUGGAGCUAGUUGUGGCUGUUGACCUCUGGCAUU
Oryza sativa Japonica Group (Japanese rice) is the source of this 1682-nucleotide messenger RNA. RefSeq lists its product as uncharacterized. The record is from RefSeq and is a predicted model, not a curated record. NCBI's taxonomy places the organism in Eukaryota, Viridiplantae, Streptophyta, Magnoliopsida, Poales, Poaceae.